UUCGAUUUCAGCACUAUCGCGUUAUAAACUUGGCGCCGUUUGUUAAUUCACUCUAAAUCGAAACCAGGGAAAAAUCAAUGUGCAGACUGCUUCCGUGUGGGCUUAAAAGUUACAUUUAACAGCUGUCAGGACGGAGCAUGCUUGUUAUGGCGAUUCAGAUGUCAAAACCUGCCACUCGUGUUUCACUCUCAUAUAGCGUUGGACUGAUAUCCAGCGUUGAAAAUAGAUUUUCGAGUCAUCUAAAUUCCGUCAGCAAAUGUGCACAUCGCUUAACCGAGCGCUCGUUUCAUGUACUCUGUAGCGAGGGUAAAAGGGUAUUGCAUUCCCAGAGGGCCUUUCCUAAAGCACAGAGGUGGGAGAACCACCUUGUUUCGACAACCUCAAGGUCACUUCGCAGCCCGAGUGGAUGGCCGUUUAACUCCAUCAGAGUUGCCCUCGGCGCGGUGGGGCUGUCAGCUGCGGUCAUCGCGACUCUGCACACGGGCACACUGUACGCCAUGAGUGCUCUGCCAGACCUGCGCUCACACAACACUGACUGGAAAGAGGCAAAGCAUCAGCUUUGCUCCAUGGAUAAGGAGAAUAGGAGGAAAAUGUACAAGGACUUCAUUCCUCUGGAGAAGAUUCCUGUCUGGAGUCCAUCAGGGGACUCCUCUUGUACACCUCACUACAAACCCAACGAAGAGCUGAACAAGAAAAUAUCCCUCUUCUGUGGUGACAUCACCAAACUGGAGAUUGAUGCGAUUGCCAAUGCAGCUAAUAAGACACUGCUGGGUGGAGGAGGAGUGGAUGGUGCCAUUCAUCGUGGGGCUGGCCCUCUACUGAGGAAGGAAUGUGCCACUUUGAACGGUUGUGAAACAGGGGAGGCGAAGAUUUCUGGAGCCUACGGCCUGCCUGCAAGAUAUGUUAUCCACACCGUGGGGCCAAUAGUCCAGGAUUCAGUGGGGGAGAGAGAGGAAAAAGCACUGAGAAACUGUUAUUAUAACUGCCUGGACAUAGCAACUAAAAACCACCUGAGUACUGUGGCUUUUCCCUGUAUCUCUACUGGAGUAUACGGAUAUCCUCCUGAUCAAGCAGUUGAAGUUGCCCUGAAAACAGUGAGAGAAUACCUGGAGGAAAACUAUGAGAAGUUGGACCGGGUCAUCUUCUGUGUGUUUCUGAAGUCUGACAAAGAGCUGUAUGAGAGGAGGCUGUCUGCCUACUUCCCACGAGCUUGCUGACCAGUCAGAGACUUGAGUCAAGGGGACAGAUUCACCACCAAAGAGCAAAUUAUGAAGAGAUGUCAUAGUUGCUGUGGAAACACCACACAAGUUCAACCUGCUUUUCUGUCACAUCUGCGUGCCUCACAUUUACCUGAUGCAGCCCUGCAAAAACUGAGGACCACAACAAUAACAGCUGCCUGACACCAUCUGAUUGAUUCAUAUCACCAAGCAGUGUUAAAUUAAAAUUCUGAUUGGUAUCAAUUUCCCAGAGGAAUAAUAUUGCUAUUGCAUUUGUGUUAAAUUUAUAAAAGUGUCGGAAUGUCCUAAGACAGGGUUUACAAAAAAAAUGACAAAAUAAAUAAAUACAAUUAGCUAUAAAAUGGUUAUUAUUUGCAAAUGAUUCAGAAAGCAUACCUGAGCCUUCAUUUAAAAAAAAAAAUGGUCUAAAAUCCAUGUAUCUUAUAAGUCCAUACAUGUAAGCUUUAUUAUGAUUGAUGUGUUUACAACUUGUUCCAAGAAUCAUUUCUUGCUAUUUUUGUAACAGAUAUGAUUUGUACUGUGGCUACAUUUAAAAUUAUAGAUUUUCUGUGUGAAUAUUGUUUAUAGAGUUGAAUAAAAAUGGUAUUAAAGCAAUCAAAGGAACCAAAAAUGUACGUCAAUGGUUGUAUCACUUAACCUAUAAUGAAAGUGCAGUAUUUCUACUUCUUCAAUGUACUUUCUGUCUUCCAGUAUGAUAAAAG
Messenger RNA from Xyrauchen texanus (razorback sucker), 1939 nucleotides. Its product is annotated as ADP-ribose glycohydrolase MACROD1-like. Gene Ontology annotation, biological process: peptidyl-glutamate ADP-deribosylation; purine nucleoside metabolic process; DNA damage response. Lineage: Eukaryota; Metazoa; Chordata; Actinopteri; Cypriniformes; Catostomidae. The transcript is spliced from 11 exons. The record is from RefSeq and is a predicted model, not a curated record. Bases 138 to 1217 code for a protein of 359 amino acids. Gene Ontology annotation, cellular component: nucleoplasm. Gene Ontology annotation, molecular function: ADP-ribosylglutamate-[protein] hydrolase activity.